AUGGCAACUGUUACUUUAUCGCUUUUAGCUGCCAAUAAAAUGAAUGGAGUUGGAGAAACUAUUGCUACCUUGAAUGCUCAAAUUCAAAGGACUAUUACUAAGAGGAAAAAACUUCGUGGACGUAAGAGGGACUUGAAGGCUUUCGAUCUCUCUGCUCUAUCAGAGUCUCUUCCUGGAUUGGAGGCUUCUGAACAAAAAUCUUCUGCAGCCAAGUUGUUGAAAGUAGAUUGCAAGUCUAGGCUGAAGUUUAUAUUGCAGGAAUCAAAGCAAAUAGUUAGAGUUCUUAGUCAUCCGAAAUUCCUGGCAGACCCCUUGGGAUCUAUUCAACCACAUUUAGAGACCAUACAACCAAUUGAGGAACUGAAGAAAAAGAGGAAUAUAAAUGGUAGCAAGAAAAGGAAAGAGGAGAAGUCGAAAGCCUCUGCAAGACCUUCGACUAUGGAGAUGUGACUGAUCUCUCACCACCCUCCUCAGUUGAAGCUUGGUAAAUACAUUUAUGGGUAUUUUAGUUGGUAGAACAGUUCAGUUCCCUUGAGCUCCCUCCUUCCUUUGGUAGCUGUAGGAGGAAUCUCUCUUGAUUCCAGUAGAGGAUUAUUGUUUAUGAA
This is a messenger RNA of Benincasa hispida (wax gourd), 605 nucleotides long. NCBI's taxonomy places the organism in Eukaryota, Viridiplantae, Streptophyta, Magnoliopsida, Cucurbitales, Cucurbitaceae. The record is from RefSeq and is a predicted model, not a curated record.